AACAUUGCCCUUGCAGCACCCCGUCAACCACCCGGCCACCGACUCUUACUGGAGUUGUGUGAAAUAAAGUUCCCUAGAUUUACCGUCAUUCUUCACCUUAAAUUUGCGUGACAAGCAUGGCAAAUAGUGAAGAUGGAAAGAAGAUAUUAUUUAUAUGCCUGGGUAAUAUCUGCCGUUCACCUACAGCAGAGGCAGUGUUAAACCAUGUAUUAAAGGAACGAAACAUGACAAAUUGGGAUGUGGAUUCUGCUGCCAUUGGGUCCUGGCAUGUAGGACUAGGACCUGACUCCCGUGCUGUCAGUGUUAUGAAACGUCACAACAUACCCAUGAAGCAUAAGGCUAGACAGCUCACGAAAGCCGACUUUGUACACUAUGACUACAUUUUUGGGAUGGACCAUGAUAACAUCUCUGACAUCAAAGCACGGGCUCCCAAGACUUACACAGCUCGGAUUGAACUCUUUGGUUCUUAUGAUCUGAAAAAGGAGCUGAUUAUCAGAGAUCCAUACUAUGAUGACGAUGAUGCAGGCUUUGAGAAGUGCUAUGAACAAUGUCUUCGAUGCAGUAAUGGUUUCUUGGACUCGCUGAAGUAACUUAAUGUUAAGCUGCCUGACUCUUGAUUUAUCAAGCUGCCACACUCCACUUUGUUGACAGUACUGUAAUUAUUGUUGCUGUCUUUUUUACAUUAUUUGUAAUGUCUUUACAUGAUUUCAGUUACUGUAUUUAGUAUUAUGAUAAAUGUGUUUUUAAUAUUUUUUAUGGUGCUUGGAACUUAUUUUAGCUUUAAUGAUUGGAACUUUAACUUGGCUGUCAUGGUUAUUUAGAAUAUUCCAGCUACCAUUUUUUGCAGUUUUAUGUACUAUCGUGCACAAAAGUCGUGUCCACUACCCAGCCACAGUGAGGGUUCGAAUAACCUG
Molecule: messenger RNA, 914 nt
Organism: Homarus americanus (American lobster)
Lineage: Eukaryota; Metazoa; Arthropoda; Malacostraca; Decapoda; Nephropidae
Product: low molecular weight phosphotyrosine protein phosphatase-like
Exons: 4
Coding region: 117-590 (157 amino acids)
Biological process (GO): protein dephosphorylation
Cellular component (GO): cytoplasm
Molecular function (GO): acid phosphatase activity; non-membrane spanning protein tyrosine phosphatase activity
Source: RefSeq, a predicted model, not a curated record